AUGCCUCGCAUGGUCGCACCCCCGCCUUCUGGAGAGUUCCAGGUCGUGCUUAGCAAGCCCUUCUCCGGCGCACCCACACACAUGAUCGAGGUCAUCGGCGAGCCCAACCGCCCAGCCAGCAUCCGCAUGUCCAACUACAACGGCAACUCCAAGUCAUCAGAGAAGAAGGGCGAUGUACCACAAGACGACGUCAAGGAGCUCAUGUCUCUCAUCUCCACACUCCGCGGCUUCCCUUCGCACCCCAGCAAGGACGUCUACGGCCUAGACACCAAGGUCGACUUCAACACAAUGGAGAUCCAGUGGGGCAACCAGGAUGACGAUGCUGCCAUGGAUGGUGGAGAGCUUGCUGGAGAGCAGAAGGAUGAGUUCAAGAGGAUUGUGGACAGCAUUGAGGCGCUCGCGAGGCAGUUCGCUAAGCAGGACUCCCCUGUAUAA
Molecule: messenger RNA, 435 nt
Organism: Alternaria ethzedia
Lineage: Eukaryota; Fungi; Ascomycota; Dothideomycetes; Pleosporales; Pleosporaceae
Exons: 3
Coding region: 1-435 (144 amino acids)
Source: RefSeq, a predicted model, not a curated record